UAAUUUAAUUAAUUAAUACUAAUCGGGUUUAUGAUUUUCUUGAUCCCGAUACAGAUUGCUCCAGAAAGACUCAAGAAGAACAAGAUCUUGCACUUCGAGAAAACCGACAACAGGCUGGCGAAUAACGGCCCUAUUGAGAUGCAAAAGCUUCGUUGCAAGGCAAACUACAACGCCCUAAAAUUCACCUCUCCGAUCGAGAAAAUCGGCAGCAAAGUCGUGAAGAUUUUACGCGAUAAAGGCGAGUUCCUAGUCCUGCACCUUCGUUACGAAAUGGAUAUGUUAGCCUACACCGGUUGCAACGAAGGCUGCAGCGUUGAAGAAGCAAAUGACCUGCAAGCACUAAGGUCGACAUUUUUUUCGAUUUUCUUUUUUUAA
Molecule: messenger RNA, 375 nt
Organism: Erythranthe guttata (spotted monkey flower)
Lineage: Eukaryota; Viridiplantae; Streptophyta; Magnoliopsida; Lamiales; Phrymaceae
Source: RefSeq, a predicted model, not a curated record